Molecule: messenger RNA, 312 nt
Organism: Raphanus sativus (radish)
Lineage: Eukaryota; Viridiplantae; Streptophyta; Magnoliopsida; Brassicales; Brassicaceae
Exons: 1
Coding region: 1-312 (103 amino acids)
Source: RefSeq, a predicted model, not a curated record
AUGAAUCUCGACAACGAGCAAAACAUAGCUUCCUCUUUCUCUUACCCGUUGAUUGUCAUUAACGACCAAUUUCAUAUGCCUCAAAGUGUUACAGCAACCUCAAGCGACUACUCCAUGAUCGAUGAAUGUAACUUGUGGGGCAGCUUGUGGAGUCUACACGAUGAAGAUCUACAAAGUAAUGGUGGUGACUGGGAACAGAGACCAGCUGCUGAUAUUGCUGAGAAGUUUAAUGGUGGAAGAAUUGAGGCUCCGCCGUGUGGAUCAGGGGAGUAUAAUUAUAAUGGAUUUUACACGGGAGGCUAUAUUUUAUAG